AUGGACACGGACACGAACCUGACCCUGCCCACCGACUUUUCCGGCGCAUCCACCACCGUCGACUCCGAGACUGAGGCAGACCGGCCUGCCAUCGAGAAACACCCUCUCUUUCAGACGGUGGACCAGAAGCGGAAUUUCAGCUCACAAUUCCGAUAUGGCCGCGCCCAAGGCGACACCUGUGCCAGUUGUAGCUUCAGUGUCCCCAAGGCCAUCGCGGAGAAACUGCCGGCGGGCGCCCCCGGGAGCAGGACCACAGACGGCAGAGGUCCCAACCCCAGCGCGCCCGUGUUGCGGUCCCGAGAGGUUGUCUGCCUCCGUGAAAGAAGACGGAGCGGUGCAAACGAUGCUUCCCGAGACUGGAAGCCUUCCUCGUACGGAUCUUCCGUGGGUUCUUCAUGCUCCCAGACUUCCUCCCAGCUGCCCUUGUCUUCUCGCUCACAUCCCGACCAUUGCCAUGACCACACCCUCACUUACUUAACCACUAUGUCUCCCGGGGACCCGGAGAGCUAUGCGCAAUUGCGAGCGUCCGUCAUUCGGACGCUAUCUUGCGAACUUCUCCCGAGGGGCAUGUCGGAUGGGCCCUUUUGCUUUGGCGACUCCAACGCGGGUUACACGAUCGCGUAUGUCUUUCGGCUGACGGAUCCCAAGGCGCGAGGACGACGGCGCGCCUACGCUUUCGUGGCUCUCGCGGGAAAGGAUGCCAGCCGCGCAUUUCAAGCUUGCCCCAUGCUCUGGGAGGCGUUCGCGAACAUGGCCAAGGGGAUUGAAUCGGCUGCACAACGGCACCAAGACAGGCAGCGGCAGAAGGAAGAGGAAGAGGCGGAAUUUUCACAGGCUUCAAGGCCAAAUUCGACGAAAUAUACGCCAGUUUCAUCCUUCCUGACUGCUCGUACAGUGGAUCCCGACGGGCACCCUCGACGUGUUGGCCACGCCACCCCGCGCAGUCUCGCGGAGAUAGUGGGCGACGAGAACAUCUUCACCUUCCUCCACCAAUAUUUCGUCGCGAUCCUCCGCUGUUUGGGCGACCAGUUUGGCGGACUUCCGCUCGCAGACAAGCCGUCUGUGUAUCAAUCGGUCGGCGAGGAGUCGCCGCCUUUCGCCAAGGCGUCGAUCGUGGGCGGCCACAGUGAAAAGCUGGACCUUGGGCAUCUCGAAAGUUUACGUGAUGAAGACACGACCCCGCGGCCGCAGGCGCAGGCGCAGGCGUCGCCGUCUGUCAACGCAGCAACCCAGACCCGGCGACAGGGGUCCGGCAUUCCAGGCACGAGGUCGUCUGUGUCGACACCCGAGGAAGAAAAGUUGGACGAGCUGGAGAUCUCAAAGACUCGAGCAAACAAGGCGCUCAAGUUGAACCCGCCGUGUGCACCGCUGCCAGUCAGCAAGACGGCGCAACGGCAGGUUGUUGUUUAA
This is a messenger RNA of Capronia epimyces CBS 606.96, 1410 nucleotides long. RefSeq lists its product as uncharacterized. Bases 1 to 1410 code for a protein of 469 amino acids. The transcript has a single exon. Gene Ontology annotation, cellular component: cytosol. NCBI's taxonomy places the organism in Eukaryota, Fungi, Ascomycota, Eurotiomycetes, Chaetothyriales, Herpotrichiellaceae. Gene Ontology annotation, biological process: positive regulation of GTPase activity; positive regulation of TORC1 signaling. The record is from RefSeq and is a predicted model, not a curated record. Gene Ontology annotation, molecular function: GTPase activator activity.